AUGAGUCUGGUUUUGGACGACCACGAGCAUGACGACCACGAGCACGACGGCCUCGACAAACCUUCCGCCAUUGAGAGGCACAAGGAGUGGGGCCGCCUGUUGGAAUGUGCAGGAGCUGGUCUUGACUCUAAGAAGUCCUUCAGGAUUCUGAGAAUGGACGAGUACCGCGACCAUGUCGGAAAUGAUCUCCUUUUCAAGCUCCAUACAAGGAUGCCGGACUCUGAGCUGGAAGGCGUCUUUGCGGAGCAUCUUGCACAGUCCAAUUCCUUCCCACCUCCCUCGGUGUUGAACUAG
This is a messenger RNA of Trichosporon asahii var. asahii CBS 2479, 294 nucleotides long. RefSeq lists its product as uncharacterized. Bases 1 to 294 code for a protein of 97 amino acids. The record is from RefSeq and is a predicted model, not a curated record. The transcript has a single exon. Lineage: Eukaryota; Fungi; Basidiomycota; Tremellomycetes; Trichosporonales; Trichosporonaceae.